Nezara viridula (southern green stink bug) is the source of this 315-nucleotide messenger RNA. The record is from the annotation of a GenBank genome assembly. Lineage: Eukaryota; Metazoa; Arthropoda; Insecta; Hemiptera; Pentatomidae.
AUGGAGUCUCCGGAUCACGUGGUAGUGGUCUACCAGGUGUUGUUAAUUAAUGGACUUGAGGGUCAGCAGGUAGGCCAAGCGAGGCAUCCGCGAUUUCUUGAAGGCCAAUUCCCAAAAUGCUGGUCCUUCUCCUUUUCCUUUCGUCGUGUCCUUAGAGGACCUGCGUACGCCCGGCUCCUCCUUGGUGGUAACCUCUGGCAUUUCACAGGCCAUUUGGCAAGAGAUCAUCUCGCGGCACUCCUUCCCUCUGUGAAGGCUAAUCUAGAGAUUGCUCGAAAUAUCAAAUUAUUUUCAUCGAUGGAAAAGAAAAGCUAA